This is a messenger RNA of Vigna radiata var. radiata (mung bean), 1293 nucleotides long. RefSeq names its product monooxygenase 2. Lineage: Eukaryota; Viridiplantae; Streptophyta; Magnoliopsida; Fabales; Fabaceae. The transcript has 6 exons. Bases 12 to 1235 code for a protein of 407 amino acids. The record is from RefSeq and is a predicted model, not a curated record. Gene Ontology annotation, molecular function: FAD binding.
AAAAAGUAACAAUGGAAUCAUCAGUAGUUGAAAACAUUGUGAUUGUGGGAGCUGGAAUUGCUGGUCUUGCAACAUCCUUGGCACUUCACAGGUUGGGUGUGAGAAGUUUGGUGUUAGAAUAUUCGGAUAGUUUAAGGGUGACUGGGUUUGCUUUAACAACAUGGACGAAUGCUUGGAAAGCCUUGGAUGCUCUUGGCGUCGGAGACAUUCUUCGUCACCAACAUCUCCAACUACAACAGAAUGUGACAACAUCUUUGAGCAUGGGGCAGCAAACUUCAAGCUUGUGCCUCAUGGGCACAGGAAAACAUGGAGACGGUGAAGUUCGAUGUGUUCGAAGACAAUUAAUGAUAGAAGCACUUGCUAAGGAACUUCCCAGUGGGACAAUCAGGUUCUCGUCAAAGGUUGUUGCAAUUCAAGAAUCUGGCCUCUUCAAGAUACUGCAUCUUGCUGAUGGAACAACCAUAAAAACAAAGGUAUUGAUUGGGUGUGAUGGAAUAAACUCUGUGGUGGCGAAGUGGUUGGGCUUCAAGGAGGCAUCUUUUACUGGGAGAUACGUGAUCAGGGGUGAUAUAAAGUUGAUGAACAACCAUGGCCUUCAGCCAAAUUUCAUGCACUUCUUUGGAAAAGGCUUUCGAUCGGGUGUUCUGCCUUGUGAUGAAACAACUGUGUAUUGGUUUUUUACUUGGACUCCAACCACUGAAGAGAAGGAGCUGGUGAAGAAUCCAGGCAAAAUGAAGCGAUUGGUGUUGGAGAAGUGUGAGAAGAUGCCGAGUCAUAUGAGAUGCUUUAUAGAGAAAACAGAAGCAGAAGAUAUCUUAACAUCUCCGUUGAGAUAUAGAAAGGUGUGGGAGCUUGUGUCAGGAAAUAUCAGCAAAGGCAAUGUUUGUGUUGUUGGAGAUGCUUAUCACCCGAUGGCGCCUGACCUUGGUCAAGGUGGAUGUUGUUCCUUGGAAGAUGGGAUUGUCUUAGGCAGGUGCUUAGCUCAGGCAUUCUGCAAAAAGGGUGAGACUGAGGAGCAAUACAAGGAAAUCGAAGCUUGCUUGAGGAAAUAUGAAAAAGAGAGAAGAUGGAGAAACAUCGAUAUCAGUGUUACAUCUUAUGUUCUGGGGUUUCUUCUGCAAGGUGAUUUGAAAUUUCUGGCUCAUGUGAGAGACAAAGUUUUGCCUCAUUUCCUAGCUGGGUUGCUGUUGAACAAGUCAGAUUUUGAUUGUGGAAAACUCAACACCUCUGAUUAAGGUGUUGGAAUGUAUAAUCGGUUAAGAACUAAAGUUUAAGUCUUUCAACCCUACAAAA